UUUGUGGGUCACGCAGUCUAGGAACCAUUGUGGCAACACACACACACUUCUAAGACAGUUGUACCCUCAGGUGCAGAGCAGCUCUAUAUCGCACUGCGUCUGGUCUGUGUCGCACUGCGUUAGAGCUGUGUCGCAUUAGCUCAUCAUUACUGCCGUCUACGAUACUUGAAUUCUUCAAAAGGCGGAACAGAGCCUGUGCUAAGAAAGGAUUGACUUUAGCACGAGAUUCAGUUAACCAGGAGACCUGAUUCUCUAUGACGUCUGCAUCCAGCGAGUGAUCAAGUAACUCGCUGAGAAGCCUCAAGAGAAGCCGGAAUUCACGAGUGAGGAAUUGAAUCCCAUAGGGUUGUCAUAGGUUGUCAUGGCAACCCUCACUCGAGCCCUUGCCCUCCUAGUCACCUUCGGAGUGUGCGCGGGCUUGCUGGUGGGUCCAGUACGUCUGGUGGACAACAAGCGAUACAUCUCCUACGGUCUCGGACCCUCGCCUAACAACAGCCUCCUGGAGUGUCCCUACGUUCUCGAUCUCACCAAAAACGAGGUUUUGCAGAAGAUCUCAUGGAACUUCUUCCACGAGAAGAACGGGAACAAGGUGAAUGGCAGCUACGAGUGGACUCCCUCAGGCGGUGGUAUAGCCACAGGCGCGCUGGAAGGGGUAGUGAAUCUAAAUGCUCAUAAUGGAAGUUUGGAACUGACUGAGCUGCGAUACGACCUGGGCGGCUACUACGAGUGCUCCGCCACUCUCACCAACGGUCAGACUCAGAAGGCGGAGAAGUGGGAAGCUCUCAUUAUAGAUACAACAUCAAGUUCGACCUCUACGAAGAGCGAGAUUAGAGAAGGAGGUUGUGUUACCGUGAGCAGUGUACAGCUUAACACCAUCUACCCGGAGCCGACGGUGCAUAGCGGCAUGUAUUCACCCAGUCUUCAGGGCUACUACGACCAGGUCACCGCCCAAGAGUGGUUUAAGGUCGUCUACGGAAACAAGUCUGUGGGCUACUCGUACAGCAAUAAGGAAUUCAGGGUCGACGAGAAUACGCCUUACGAUGCGUACUUCCUUCUAACCGUUGGUGUGACCAAGUCAGAUGGGAAUUACAUCUCUCUCUAUGUGACUCAAGGCAAUUUGCAUCAGGAGAGAGGAUGUCCGGGUCUGAAGAACAAGGCGAAUCAGGUGGAGACUUACAGAGAGGGAAAGAAGACUUGUCGUAACGAGUAUAUCAAACUAUUCGAUGACCCAAAGGUGGUUGUGACCUGUCAGAAGGGCUUCCAUUCUGACGGGGACCUGUCAUCACUGGAGCUCACCUGUGACUUGCAGACCUUCCAGUGGAGGAGUGAGGACGAGGGUGUGUCCAGAGAUGACCUUCGCUGUGUAAUGGGAGAUUCUCAUCAUAGUGAUGAAGACGAUAAUGAUGAUAACGAUGGAGACUCGGCGCGGGUCACCACAGCCGCCGGGCUCCUGGUGAUGGCCACGACUCUUCUCCUUCGUCUCUUCUAAAAAAAUAUAUAUUUUCAGGAUCCUAGAUUUUCCUUCUAAACUAGAUCAUCAGCAGGGUUGAUGAGAACAAUGUAGAUACAAAAAAACACAAGAUUUAUACAGUUCUGAUAUUUAGUGGAUUGUAAUUGUCUUAAUUUAUGAGUUGAAACCGAAUUAACGAUAUAAGUAUCAUGUUUAAUUUGUAUUUAGUCAUAUAUAUAUAUAUAUAUAACAGGGUUUUGCUGGAAGAUGUGGUAUGGAGCCCAUAGCAACACUACUUGAUAUGGAACCGCAAAAAUCAUAGGACUUUCUUCAAAUAUUAUUGUACAGGAGGAUGUACUAGAUACUGUUUAUUAUUUAUUCUUAGUCCUAUAGGAACUAUGGCAUGGCAGUCUUUACCGUAGAUGUUUAUAUAUAUUUUUACGUCGUUACUUAUUAAAUUAUAUAAACAGAAAAUUGAAAAAUGUUAAUUUUUAUAUUUUGUUGAUAAAAGUAAUUCUAACGCAGUUAUUUAUACUUCUAUUUAAGCUAGUAAUUAUUAUUAGAAUAUAAGAAUUAAGGAAACUGCAGAAGGCCUAUUGGCUCAUACGAGGCAGCUCCUAUUAAUAUCCACCCAACCAUAUUCAUAUUCACUGAAUAUCUAAUCUACACCCUUAUUGACAUCUCACCUGUUAUGCCCAUUCAUCCACUUGUAAAAGUCAAUCAUGUCAUCCCUAACUCUUCUCCUUUUUAUGGGCUAUUCAUGCCCGUGCCACCUCUUGAGUAGCUUAAUCCUCAUCAAUCAAUCUUUUCCUUUCUAGAGAAAGAUUAACGUUUUUCAAUCUCUUCAUGAGGAGGGUUUAUAAUUUAUGUGAUUAACUUCAUCCUUCGCUGAACUCAAUCUAUUGAAUUCAUGUCCAUUCUAUAGUAUGGCGAGCAGUUUGUAAUCUAAUUUGAUGAAUGGAGUUUGAUCAUCCUGCCCGGUGGAACAUUUGUACCCAAACGGUUCAGUGGUCUUCAUGUGUGAGUGGUGCAUCACAUUUGAUCCCUCCACAAUUGAGACGUAACAACGAGCUAAAUACGUGACAUUCAGAUGUUAGUUGACCCUUGAGGUCAGCCGGUCAUACCCCCGGAUAGCCAGGACUUGGUGAAAACUAGUAACUACCUUGCCUGUUACAAGAAUUCGAGAAAUGUGUCUGAAGUAAUUUAAGUGUUUCGUGUGCCAAGGCAAACCUGAGAAGACAUUUUUAAAAUAAAAAUAAAAACAAUAA
Procambarus clarkii (red swamp crayfish) is the source of this 2718-nucleotide messenger RNA. Lineage: Eukaryota; Metazoa; Arthropoda; Malacostraca; Decapoda; Cambaridae. The record is from RefSeq and is a predicted model, not a curated record.